AUGAAGAUGAACAGAACUAUUGUAGCUGUCCGCCCCAGUCUCCAUUAUAUUCGAAAAUAUGGAAAAUAUGAGAAACGUCAUCAAAAUAUAUCUGCCCAUAUGUCUCCUGCAUUCAGGGAUGCUAAGGAAGGGGAUAUUGUUCUCUUGGGAGAGUGUAGACCUUUGAGUAAAACCGUCAGCUUUUCUGUUCUUAAGGUUCAAAUGUCAUUCUGGGAUACGUCGGGAUCUGAAAGCCAUGACUUAAUUCGUCCAAUAUGUUACAACGACGUUGAUGCAGCUAUCAUAUGUUAUUCUAUUGAUGAUCCUCUGAGCCUCAGUCACACAAAGCCACUAGUAAAAUCAGUCAAUAAUAUAAAAAUCAUUAAAAAGAGGACCAAAAAAUUCGUUCGCCAUCAAUCCGAUAGAUUUGCACGUGUGAAGAAAAAUUGGAGGAAGCCGAAAGGUAUUGACAAUGUGGUUCGCCAGAGAUGCAAGGGAACAAGGAGAACCCCAAAGAUAGGAUAUGGAUCGAAUAAACGUACCAAGAAAAUGCUUCCAAACGGCUUAAGAAAAUUUCGUAUAAAUACCAUUAAAGAUGUUGAUAUCCUUCUAAUGAAUAAUGGGAGAUUUUGUGGUGAAAUUGCUGGAACUAUUUCCAGCCGUAAACGGAAGGCUAUAGUGGAAAGAGCUGAUCAAUUGGGCGUUUACAUAACCAAUAGAAAUGCCAAACUUCGAACUGAUCUUAAGGACUAG
This is a messenger RNA of Octopus sinensis (East Asian common octopus), 732 nucleotides long. RefSeq names its product 60S ribosomal protein L32-like. Lineage: Eukaryota; Metazoa; Mollusca; Cephalopoda; Octopoda; Octopodidae. Gene Ontology annotation, molecular function: structural constituent of ribosome; GTPase activity; GTP binding. The transcript is spliced from 5 exons. The record is from RefSeq and is a predicted model, not a curated record. Gene Ontology annotation, cellular component: cytosolic large ribosomal subunit; ribosome. Bases 1 to 732 code for a protein of 243 amino acids. Gene Ontology annotation, biological process: translation.